Messenger RNA from Cylindrotheca closterium, 972 nucleotides. The record is from the annotation of a GenBank genome assembly. Lineage: Eukaryota; Bacillariophyta; Bacillariophyceae; Bacillariales; Bacillariaceae.
AUGACAGAACAACACAGACCUAGUGGUGUUGACAGGAAGAGGAGGAGGAGCUCGUUGGAUUUUACGGAUGAGGAUUGGGAAGAAAUCUUGAACUGGAUGCGGAACUCACGCGAAGACGGUUCUGAUUCUGGUAUCAUGUCAACAUUCGAAAGAGAGACAUUGGAGAAACUGAUUGAUUCUCUUCCAACAAGGAGGACUACUAGAAGAAAAGCGUUUCUCAAUGAGCAGGAGGCUGCUAAAUCAAGAAACGAGGCCACGGUAAUGGACUUGGUCCGCAGCAUUCCACAAAAUGAUGUUGCGGAUCCCAAUCGUGAAUUGAAUAAUAGAACGAAAAAAUCUUUGCAAAACGAGGAAAUACCGAGGAACAGAGUAUGGCAGAUUCUAAAUUCUUUCACGAUCAAGGAAGCAUUCCCAUUAUCUACCCUGAUGAAUUGGAUGAUGCAAACGAUUGUUCGGAUAUUUGCCAGCCCUUUUGCGUGGCCAGAGAUGGAACAACUGCUAGCAUCCUGGCCCGAACGCACCAUGAUGGAGGAGUCGCCAUCACAGAACGACUCCAACAUCAUCCUUCAAGGCAAGAACAAGAAAGAAGAAGAUCUGGUUCAAGACCAGCAUUGCAAUCCAACACCACCACCACAAUCGAUCGAAUGCAACAGCUCCCCAUCAUCCAAUCAUACUCCAAAGCCACCAGUAUUGUUCAUGCUCUGUGGAAUGGAGCAAUUUGCGUCAAGAUGGAGCAACACAACGACUGACAAUACUGCUACGAACUCAUUUCUUCUCAACGAAAAAGAAGAAGAUCAUGAUGAUGGUUGUCGUCCCAAAAAAGGAGCAGCUUGCAAAUCUCAUGAACCGUCAGCUGCUAAGAAUGGUGGUAAUGAUGAGAACAGUGUCGUGAGUUUGGAAACUCUGGAAACUCAUAUUAUUAGCAAGUUUUCUGCUGGUGAUCACUCGGACAUGUCAUGGUCCAUGGAAUAA